AGUCCCAGCGCCACCUCAAACCGCCACCGACAAUAUGCCCUACCUCUUCGCACCUUCACUUCCACCAACCUCAUCAAUGCUCCUUCCUCCACCGCUUUCCCAACCAGCUGGGCAAGACCUUGAGAUGGUUGGAGAGGACAUUAUUGAUGAGUGGUUCAGCCUCCUCACUGGCCAUGAUCAUCCUCAUCGUCGGAAUAUUCCUGAACUGCCGCUAAAUGUAUCUAUGAAUAGGAGUGAUAUUAUUGAUCAUCAAGGAGUAGGAGAUAGUAGUUCUUCCGGCGGCAGCAAUAAGAAAGGUAAAGGGAGAUCAUCAUCAGGUUCAGGUGGUGGAAGGAACAAGAGAAGCGUUCCGGAGGCGGCAAGGGUGGCCUUUCAUACUCGGAGUUCGGAGGACGUUCUUGACGACGGUUACCGGUGGCGGAAAUAUGGGCAGAAGGCUGUCAAGAAUAGCAUGCAUCCCAGAAGGAGCUAUUACCGGUGCACGUAUCAUACAUGCAACGUGAAGAAACAGAUCCAACGGCUAUCAAGAGAUACAAGUGUUGUUGUGACAACGUAUGAGGGCAUCCACAACCAUCCCUCUCAAAAACUCAUGGACACAUUGGCUCCUCUCCUCAGCCAACUUCGCCUCCUUAAUUUCCCAUUUCUAAAACCCUAAUUUCUACACGUUGUUUAUAGCUUACCUUUCUCUCGUGUUAAAUAUUAAACUUGCAUGUACAAGCAAGAAUUCCAAGUGUCAGAAGAAGCUCAGAUCUAAUUACAAG
Messenger RNA from Diospyros lotus (date-plum), 761 nucleotides. RefSeq names its product probable WRKY transcription factor 56. Gene Ontology annotation, molecular function: sequence-specific DNA binding; DNA-binding transcription factor activity. The record is from RefSeq and is a predicted model, not a curated record. Bases 35 to 655 code for a protein of 206 amino acids. Gene Ontology annotation, biological process: regulation of DNA-templated transcription. The transcript has 2 exons. NCBI's taxonomy places the organism in Eukaryota, Viridiplantae, Streptophyta, Magnoliopsida, Ericales, Ebenaceae.